UGAUAUAUCAGUCGAUAGUCUCGAAGAAGAAUUUAAUAGAAAAGUUAUCGUGAAACAAGUAUCCGAGGAAAAUGUUGACACAAUACUUGUCCCGUUUUAUGAAAAAGACGUAUUGAUAAAAAUACCAAAAGAUCGUAAAAGAAAACAGAAAAUAGAUAAUGGAAAUAUGCAAGGUAAUAUCGACAAGCAAAAAAAGGAAACGCAACAAAAAAAUUACCUUGUCAAUAAAGACAGACAAAAGGCCAAAUGUGCCACGUACUUGGAAAUAUUUCGCAAGCAGUUCACUACUAAAUGUGUUGAAAAAAUGCCAGAAAAAGAUGAAAUACGGUCAUUGUCUCCCGAAUUUGGUGACACUGAAAGAGAAAGUAUUGGAGAAGACAAUAAUCCCGUAUCAGAAUUUUUCAAUACCGAAUCAUAUAAUGAAAUAUACUAUGCAAAACUGAUGAACAGUGAUGUUCCCCAAAAUUUUGAUAAUUCUUAUGAAGACGAUUAUCGUUUUACGGAUGAUAUAAGAAGUAAAUCACCAGAUGAACUUGCAGAUAACAAUUUUAGAAGCAUUUCUGAGGUUUCUCAACCACGUCGUCGCAUGAGACGUAAUACAGUGCAGCCGAUACAAAAUGUAAAAUUGGGAGGUUUAGGACCUGAUAUGGAGAAAAUUAAACCACGGCUAGAACGCGCCAGGAGUCUUCAAAGAUACUCUGAGAAGGUGAGGAUGGAAAAUCGUUUAAAGAUUUAUAAAAAAUCAGUCCAAGCUGAAGCUGAAAAGAAAAUUGAAAAGGAAUUAUCAGCAAGACACCGAGAUUCUUCAAAAGAUUGUAAAAACGAAGACAAUGCCUCUUAUUUAGUAAAUAAAACAAAACAAGAAAAAGCCCCUAAAGGGUUAAAAAGUGUUCUCCCAUAUAAAUCCAAAUCGGCUGGAAUACAAAAAAAUACAGAAAGAUGUGAUGAAAAAGAUCAGAUGACAAAACGUACUAAAAAGGGUAAUAAAAAUGACCGAACAAAAAAAGACACAAAUGCCGGAAAAUGUAAUGGAAAAGUUGAAUAUGAAAGAGACGUUCAAGUGAAAGUUAGAUCGGCAACUCGAGCAAAACCUUCCAUCACAGGAACCGAACACGCAGAAGAUGUUCCACCAGUUCAAAUUAAUUUUAUGGUCAAUGUCGGGAGAGUGAGGCCGUCAAGCACUCUUAAAACUCUAGAAGAAAAACACAGAAUGUAUCAGGAACAAGUAAAGGCGUUCAAUAUAGGCCAAAAUAAUAUGUAAUUUAUGAGAAGUAUAUUUUGUUGAUAUAUUUUUUUUGGCAACAAGCGCCCCAAUAAAUUUACUGCUUAUAUUCUGUUUCAUAUAAAUCAUCGGUCUAUAGUACGAUUACACGAUAUUUAUUGAUGCCUUCGAAA
This is a messenger RNA of Manduca sexta (tobacco hornworm), 1395 nucleotides long. RefSeq lists its product as uncharacterized. The transcript has a single exon. The annotation marks the transcript as partial. NCBI's taxonomy places the organism in Eukaryota, Metazoa, Arthropoda, Insecta, Lepidoptera, Sphingidae. The record is from RefSeq and is a predicted model, not a curated record.